Messenger RNA from Drosophila ficusphila, 2047 nucleotides. It is a transcript of the gene Kua, whose product is annotated as plasmanylethanolamine desaturase. The transcript is spliced from 6 exons. Bases 236 to 1162 code for a protein of 308 amino acids. NCBI's taxonomy places the organism in Eukaryota, Metazoa, Arthropoda, Insecta, Diptera, Drosophilidae. Gene Ontology annotation, molecular function: oxidoreductase activity. The record is from RefSeq and is a predicted model, not a curated record.
CUUUCGGAAUUUACUGGUGCAAAGUAGCGGUACUUUUACUGCACCUCCUGCGCCCGCGUGUGUGUGUGUGUGCGAGAGUGCGCGGUGUGCGUGUGUGUGUGAGUGUGUGCGGUGGGGCAGCCUUUAAUCACGUGCAUACAAAAAAACACGGCAUUUAUUUACCUUUGGAUGCCACUAUAAAAAAAUAACAAAAAAAGAGGACGCCGACGCCCAGGUUCGCUGUAAUUCCAACACGAUGACAGCCAAGAGCGACAAGGAUAUUCUGGCCAACUCCAUGUACGAGGAUGACCCCAAUGGCAACUCGGCGCCCGCCACCACCAAGGAUCAGGAGUCGGAGCAGCCGGAGCCCCAAAAGGUCACCACUGGCGCCAUAACAACAUCAACUACUGCGGCGACCAUAGCAUCGACUUCGCCGCGCUGGGGACCCCAGAAUAAGGGCGCCCAGGAACUGGCCUCGUUGUACAGUCCAGGAAAGCGUGCACAGGAAAUAAUUUGCGUGUACACCUGCAUCGGCCUGAUGGUUAUCAACCUGGCUUUAAUUGUCAGGCACUUGCGCCUGGAGAGGAUAAGUGUGGCUUUCCUAUCCGCCUUGUGUGGCAUCAUCACGGCUGACUUUGCCUCCGGCUUGGUGCACUGGGCGGCAGAUACGUGGGGCUCCGUGGACUUGCCCAUGAUUGGCAAGAAUUUUCUGCGUCCGUUUCGAGAACAUCAUCUGGAUCCGACUUCGAUAACGCGUCACGAUUUCAUCGAGACAAACGGCGACAAUUUCAUGGUGGGCAUACCGAUCCUCGGCUACUUGGCGCACUAUUUCUACAUCCGGUCACCGAGUGAGAUCCAGCAGCACUUCGGCUGGAUAGCCUACGUGUUCCUUUGCUCCAUAUUCGUGGCUAUGACCAAUCAGAUACACAAGUGGUCGCACACCUACUGGGGAUUGCCGAGGUGGGUCCUGUUACUCCAGAGCUGUCACAUCAUCCUGCCGCGCAAGCAUCACCGCAUCCACCAUGUGGCACCACACGAGACGUACUUCUGCAUCACCACCGGAUGGCUCAAUUGGCCACUGGAACGCAUCAGAUUCUGGUCAACAUUCGAGCUGAUCAUCGAGCAUUUCACGGGCUUGAAGCCCCGCGAUGACGAUCUCAAAUGGGCCAAGAAACUCACAUAGGCUCGCCAGCGACUGUACAUAGGAAACUUGGACCAAGCAGCAGGCCUAACUUGCUGAACGUCAUCUUGAAAUGUUAUCUAUCAUAUUAUCGAAAUGUUUUGCACAACGAGGAAGUAGCUUUAAACGAGAGCAGAUUACAUACUUGUAAAGUUAACUGAGCAAAUGGCAUAGUUAUUAGUUGCAUAUUCGUUAUAACUAGUUGAUUGUAUUACAUUAAGUGAGUGUUUGUUUUAUAAAUCUAUUUUACACACCAGCACACACUCGCACAUAAAGAUAAAUAUGAUCUCGCAACAACAGAUUAAUCGUACUACGAGUGAGCCUUACGUAUACCUAAAUAACAUAAUAAAUGAACCAAUUACUGAAUAUCGAGCACUUGGCUUGUCGAAUAACUUUUUUAAAAUUUACACAAAACCUAAUUAAUUACUUGAUAUAUGAUAUGCUUGAAGGGCAACCGACUUUUGUACCAGAUCCAAACAAAAAGACAUUUUUAAUACAUUUCAUCAUCGCUGCUUUUCGAUGGCUAAAAACUAAUAAUAUAAUAGUAAAACAAAAACAAAUACAUAUAUUUACAACCAUAUAUACAAGACAAAAAUUAAACUAGGCGCUGUAUGCAAUCAAGAACGUGACUUACACAUUUUGCCUUAAAAAUGUUUUUAUAUGUGUACGAUAAUAGCAAAAGUUCUGGAAAGCGAAUUCAGAUUUUAGUACGCACAUCUUUUGUGGAAAGUGUUACGUUUUUCGAAGUUAAGUUUAUUUCAAGUAUUUUGCUAGCUGCUUAAGAUAUUUGUAUAAUCCAAGUUGUUGUUGGGCAACACAAUAACUCGUAAGACAGCAAUAUUAAUUGUGAUCUAAGUAAAAUAAACCGAUGCUAAUGCGAAAAUGCAA